Molecule: messenger RNA, 603 nt
Organism: Hemisphaericaspora subhashii
Lineage: Eukaryota; Fungi; Ascomycota; Pichiomycetes; Serinales; Debaryomycetaceae
Product: flavin-linked sulfhydryl oxidase
Exons: 1
Coding region: 1-603 (200 amino acids)
Cellular component (GO): mitochondrion
Molecular function (GO): flavin-dependent sulfhydryl oxidase activity; flavin adenine dinucleotide binding
Source: RefSeq, a predicted model, not a curated record
AUGACAUCAACACCUACUGAUAAAUCACUAGGAAGUAACAAACCAAUAACUUUACAAAAAGAUAGUAGUAUGGUGGUACUUUCAGUCCCACAAUCCAAUUCUGCUGCGGACUCGGAGUUAGCAUCAGAUGUAACAGCUGAUAACAAAUAUACCGAGACUCCAUUCAUGCCAAAAAUGGGUAAUGCUACAUUACGUGCUGAAUUAGGUAGAGCAUCCUGGAAAUUAUUCCAUACUGUAUUGGCUCGUUAUCCCGAUAACCCAACUGAAAAUGAACGUGAAACGUUGAAUACAUAUUUAUAUUUAUUUGCCCAAGUAUAUCCCUGUGGAGAUUGUGCUCGUCAUUUUAUUAAAUUAUUAGAAAAAUAUCCACCACAAACUGGAUCAAGAAAAACUGCUGCCUUAUGGGGUUGUGAUGUUCAUAAUAAGGUGAAUAAAGUGUUGAAAAAACCGGAAUAUGAUUGUACUAAGAUUUUAGAGAAUUAUGAUUGUGGUUGUGGAACUGAUGAGACAGAGAAGGAUUAUACUUUGGGUAAUCAAAGUAUGGAACAUUUGAGAGGUAUUUCGAUUGAUGAGAAGGAAGAGGAGCCACAAUUAGGUGGUUGA